AGUCUGUCAGUCACUGCUAGGAUGCUUUAGCGCUAGUAUUAACCAACAAGUUUAACAACCUCCAUUCACCGGAGAAGCAUUUUGCUGUCUGCAAGCCCCAUCAGCACAAUUUCCACCAGCGCAUAAACCGUUCUGUGCACUUUGGAGAUGCCGAAUAUUGUGCUUUUCAGCGGGAGCUCCCACCAUGAUCUGUCACAGCGAGUGGCAGACCGCCUUGGCUUGGAACUAGGCAAAGUAACCACAAAGAAAUUCAGCAACCAAGAAACAUGCGUGGAGAUCGGGGAGAGCGUGCGCGGGGAGGACGUGUACAUCGUGCAGAGCGGCUGCGGCGAGAUCAACGACAACCUGAUGGAGCUGCUGAUCAUGAUCAACGCGUGCAAGAUCGCCUCCUCGUCACGCGUCACCGCCGUCAUCCCCUGCUUCCCCUACGCCCGGCAGGACAAGAAGGACAAGAGCCGGGCUCCUAUCUCCGCUAAGCUGGUGGCCAACAUGCUGUCGGUGGCUGGAGCGGAUCACAUCAUCACCAUGGAUCUUCACGCCUCACAGAUACAGGGUUUCUUUGAUAUUGCGGUGGACAACCUCUAUGCUGAACCUGCCGUGCUCCAGUGGAUCCGUGAGAAUAUUCUAGAAUGGAAGAACUGUAUCAUCGUCUCACCUGACGCAGGGGGAGCAAAGAGGGUGACCUCCAUUGCCGACCGGUUGAAUGUUGAGUUUGCACUCAUCCACAAGGAGCGCAAGAAGGCAAACGAGGUGGACCGCAUGGUGCUGGUCGGAGAUGUGAAGGACCGCGUGGCCAUCUUGGUGGACGACAUGGCAGACACGUGCGGAACAAUCUGCCACGCAGCCGACAAGUUGAUCUCUGCUGGAGCAAUAAAGGUGUACGCCAUCCUCACGCACGGAAUCUUCUCCGGUCCCGCAAUCUCGCGCAUCAACAACGCUCCCUUUGAAGCUGUAGUGGUCACCAACACCAUCCCCCAGGAGGAGAAGAUGAAGCAAUGUCCCAAAAUACAGGUCAUCGACAUCUCCAUGAUCCUGGCCGAGGCCAUCCGGCGGACUCACAACGGGGAGUCGGUGUCCUAUCUCUUCAGUCAUGUGCCCCUGUGAAGUGCUCGCUCGCGGGCAAGGCUUUUUGCACCUCUCGUUCCCGCCAGCCAGUCGAUGCUCUGCUCCUGCCACACACACAUAUACACACACACACACACACCUUUGUGAGGCCACCGUGUGCGGAAGUUCACAGCAAGUGGUUGCUUGUCAUUUCAUGGUUGAAAGUCAUUUCUACAUUCCUUUCGUCAUUCCCCCCACAAUGCAGAGCACCACCUGGACAAUCUGUUUUCUUGUUUUGUUUUUUUGUUUAAUUUAUGUAUACAUAAUGAUUUUUUUGCCACUGUCAUCCAGGCCCAGAGAUCUUGUAGUUGCCUUUACCAAAGAUCUUGUCGCCUAACCAUUUCUUUCUUUCUUUGUUUUGCCUCAUUUGAUUUUUUUCACACAAAUGAAGCUCUUGUCAUCCGUUGUCAGCACAGCUCAAAUGUAUUAACUGUGCCUCCUGAUGAUGUGAUGUUGACUGUGAUGGUCCCCUGUGUUGCACCUCUAGUUCCUGUCUUGUCAGUCUUAACGGGUACACUAGUGAGGUAUUCCAGUUCAUCUGUGGACCUCUUCAAGACCUGGAUUAAAUCCCCUCAAACACUGGGAAAGGGCAUGUUUCCCAUGCUUUUAAGCCAGUAGUUGACUUUUCCAUCCACGCUUCCAGUGUCUUAUGGUAGUGGCUUCUGUAUGGUCAUUGGUUUCAAACUCACUCUUCAAUUAUGAUGUUAUAGCUGGUUGUAGCAAUCAGAACAGCGUUAACACAUUAACUCCUUUUGUGCUAUGAUCCCUUGUAGCCAUAGUCUUUAUUUCCUGAUGUAAUUCCUGUAAUGUACUGAUUGAUAUAGAGUUCAAACACCCAUGUUUUUGUUUUUUUUAUUCCUGCCAUAUGUAUUGUUUGUUUUGGGGCACCCUUGUCAAUAGAUGAGAGAUGUUUCCGGCCCCGAAUCCCUUGACCUGUAGCUCAUUCCCAUGCACAUACUGACGCUGACAACCAAUCGCCCUAUGGGAUCGUUUCAUUGUUGCACCUUAACACAAAUGUAUAGUCACCCCUCCCCCACAUCCCAGCCUGUUUCUGGCUUUAUCUAAAGGCACCUUUGUUGAUACUGAUGCCCAGUCGUUCUUGUCUCUACCCCGCCCCCAACCUGAUUUGCUGCACAUGACUAUAUCUAGCCUUACUGCUCAUUCGUUGUGAUUUAUAGAUUUACCAAAUAGGUACAAGUCAGCCAACUAUGCCUUUUUGCGGUGAGGGUGUACCCUUGUACCAUCAUUAAAUAUUUAAUGUGACAGAAGUUCUGCUUUUCAGUAGUAUACCAUGUAGGUAAAAAACCCUGAUGUACAAUUCUAGGGGAAGGCUGGGUAUCACUGUCUUUCAAAGGAAGUGCACAAGACUUUUGACUGUUAUGAAUAGUCAAGUGUUGACUAGCAAAAACCUCAAACCAAAAUUACACUUACUAGGCUUACUAAAUCCGUUAGUUUAUGAUUGCAUGUUCGCUUUGACCUUGAAUUGAUCCUGGAAACCUCAACUCUCACUUGGAGGUCUAAUUGGAUCGUCCAUAUUUACACUCUUAGGGCUGGUCUCUGGUACAUAGAUUAAGCCCUAAUGCUGGACCGAAAGAGAAUUUAAAUUGAAUAUUGAAGUCAUUCCAUUGACAAAAAGGUUGUAGUCUAGGACUAGGCUUAAUCCAGUUACAGGGAACCAGCUCUAGUUGCUCAAAGUAAGACUGCCUCUUGAGCAGUUAACCCUGAAAAGAUUCCUUCAGUUCACACUGCAGCAUUCUAUUGUCAAGGAGUGAACUUUGUUCCCCUUGGAAAUGGCACCACACACACACACACACAUACAUACACAUACACCUCUUGGACCAGUGUAUAGAGUUCACCUGUCUAAACUGACCUCUACCCCCUGACCUUAAUACAGGUGUUGUAUUGCUUGAUCUCUGUCAAUCUGUAAUGACCAUUCCAAAUGUUUGAGUUUUUUUUAGAUUCUUGUCCACUAGUGUUGAACACUCGGGACCCCAACUGAAGUUCAGCAGGGUGUAACAGGCAGUUCAUUAGAUCAUUCUCCCCAAGUGCUGUGGGAAGAGCAUGCAGAAAUGCAGUUAUCAUAUUUUUAUGCGGUUAGUGUCCUUUUUCUCUGACAAUGAAAAUAAAGUGCUGUUGGUGACUGACAAGGCAUGGGUGGUUUUAAGUUAAUUCAGCAAAUAUGCAUUGGUCCCCAGUGGAGAGUUAUUGCUGUUACUGUGUUCAACAGCAUACAAUGGAGAAAGCAUGAAGCUGUACAAUGUUUCAUCUGUUAAGGGUAGUCAACUGGCAGAUUGUCCCAUGUUUUAGAUAUUGUUUCUUUAAUAAAAACACUACAUCACUUGU
Molecule: messenger RNA, 3447 nt
Organism: Sardina pilchardus (European sardine)
Lineage: Eukaryota; Metazoa; Chordata; Actinopteri; Clupeiformes; Clupeidae
Product: ribose-phosphate pyrophosphokinase 2-like
Exons: 7
Coding region: 148-1104 (318 amino acids)
Biological process (GO): 5-phosphoribose 1-diphosphate biosynthetic process; purine nucleotide biosynthetic process
Cellular component (GO): ribose phosphate diphosphokinase complex; cytoplasm
Molecular function (GO): ribose phosphate diphosphokinase activity; magnesium ion binding; ATP binding
Source: RefSeq, a predicted model, not a curated record